Mesorhabditis belari is the source of this 3144-nucleotide messenger RNA. Lineage: Eukaryota; Metazoa; Nematoda; Chromadorea; Rhabditida; Rhabditidae. The record is from the annotation of a GenBank genome assembly.
AUGGGUGGGAUCUCCCUUCGUUCCCCUCCAUUUUCCAUUUCUUCUCUUAUUUCAUGGCUUUCUUCCCCGCAACUUCUUCUCGUUCUAUUCACUGCUUUUCUCGUCAUUCUUUACUUUGAAUCGCAGAAAGUCGUCACCACACAGAAGUAUUUUCAGAGAUUAUUGCCGAUCCCAUUCGGUAACGAUGAGAGGCCUCCAUUCGAAAUUAAUGCUGUCAGUGAUCUCCCGAAUGAGCCAUUCGAUGAAAAUCUCUAUCAAACGCUUAGCUUCACUAAUGCGAGCAUUUGGGUAAACGGUCACAACUUGACUUUCAAAGAGCCACCGAAAACACCAAAGAAUAAGAAACUUAUUGUACAUCUUCUACUUCAUUCGCAUAUUGAUCCAGGCUGGCUGCGAACCUUUGAAGAAUACUACAAUGAGAAGGUGAAAACGAUCUUGACUGGAGCGGUGGAGGGUUUAGUGAAAAACGUGAAUUUACGAUUUAUUUGGUCGGAAAUGUCAUUUCUGGAGAGAUGGUGGAAAGAUGCGACCGAGGAAUUGAAGGGAAAUUUCACGAUGCUUCUGAAUUCUGGACGAUUGGAGCUGUGUGGCGGUGGCUGGGUGAUGACUGACGAAGCGACUCCCCAUUUCCAUUCGACAAUCGAUAAUAUGAUCGAAGGACAAACUUUUAUCAAGAAACUUCUCAAUGUCACGCCGACAACGAGCUGGUCAGUCGACCCGUUUGGACAUGGACUUAUGAUGCCACUUUUGAACAGUUUAUCAGGUAUUCAGAACAUGGUGGUCGGACGGUUGAAUGACGAGCUGAAGAAAGAGAUGCGCGGACAUCGCUCACUGCAAUGGAGAUGGAAACAGCCGUAUGGAGAUGAGAAGUUUAAUCCGGCUCCUUUCGUGCACACUUUACCCUAUCUUUAUUACACGACACGGAAUGCAUGUGGACCCGAUGAACAGAUCUGUUGCCAAGGCCAAGUUGGACCAUCAGUUGGAUAUUUCGCGUGCCCGGGUGGUAUCAAUCGUUAUCGUAAUCAAACAGAGCAAAUGAGAGCCUAUGCCGAAAAACUCGUCAAUCAGUGGAAAAUGACACAAGACGUUUAUGGGCUGGAAAAGAUCUUGAUCCCGGUUGGCGAUGAUUUCUAUCUAUCGGACAAAAGAGAUUGGGAAGUGGUGGCUGAAUCGUGGGGUGAACUAUUGGAAGUGAUCAAUGGAGGGAAUUACAAUGUUAAGGCUUUUUUCUCAACGGUCACUGAAUACUUUGAGGCGCUGGACUCGCAAGAGAUCAUCCCAGCACUCACCGGAGACUUUUUCCCGUAUUUGGAGAAGCUCAACAAUCCGAAUAAAUACUGGACUGGGUAUUUCACGCAUCGACCCCAUCACAAACGAACCGAGAGAUUGCUGAUGGGUCAACUCGCCGCGCUCGAUUUGAUGAAAGUCGGUGCUAAUGAUUUGAAGAAUUUGGAGAUUUUGCAACUUGCAAGAAGAGACGUUGCCCUUUUCCAGCACCAUGAUGGGAUCACUGGUACGAGCAAGCCUCAUGUGAUGGAUGAUUACUUGUUCAGACUCCGAAACGCCUCAAUGGUGAUCCUAAACGAGCAGAGCCGACUUGUCAAAGAACGCCAUAAGGUGCAAGAUGAACAAGUGAAAAAUUCAAUUCGACCGUCCACAGACAAAGAUAUCCUCCAACCGGCUGUCAAUGUUUUCACUACAGGAGCGACAAGUCAAACCCUUUCCGUCUUCAACCCAUUACCCGCACGAUUUGCGCAGAAGAUCACUUUCACUGUUGAAUCGCCGAUGCUCUCAAUCAAAUCAAUGAAUGGUCCGAUUAAGCAUCAAAUUUUGCCAAGAAGACACGAGAGUCCGAAUGCGAAGACCAUUUAUGAGGUAAUUUUCUUCGAUCAUCUUCACCCAUUGGACUACACUGAGUACACAUUGAGUGCAAUGGAAAAACUUGAGCCCGAGAGUGAAUCGAUCAUUUAUGUGCAACAGGAGAGAAAGAAUCCCUAUCCCGAGAUGCACUACGAGGCGACAUUCGAUGGAAAGAGUUUCAAGACGAAAUUUGGAUCGAUUAGCUUGAACUUUGGAAAAACUAUUGAGAUCACAUCUUCGGGAAAUUUCGACCAAAAAUCGCUUGUUCUUGAUUUUCUUCUCUUUGAUGAUUAUGCAGGAGCCUAUGUUUUUGAGGGAAGCGAGAAAGAGUCUGUUUUAACACUGAAAGAGAUUGAGUACAUUGUCGACGGCCCGCUGGAAACCCAAGUCGCCGCGCUUUUCGGUUCCGAUUUGAUGAACGUGAAAACGCUAAUUCGAAUCAAUCACGAAUCAUUGAAGCAAGGCUAUGAAGAGAUUAUUGAGAUCGAUCUUCUCCCAAAACUGCCUGACAAGUACAACGUUUUUAUGCGACUACGCACUGAUAUCGAGAACAUUGAUGAGAAAAAGAAUACAACCCAUUUCAGCACUGACAUCAACGCGAUGUACAUGUUUGAGAGAUUCUAUGAAAAUCAUCUUCCAUUUGCCGCUAAUAUCUUUGCCACACCGACGGCUGGUUUUAUUCAGGACUCAAAAAAGCGACUAAGCGUCUUUACCGGUCAACCUUGUGGAAUGUCGUCGAAAAGAAAGGGUGAACUGUGGAUUCAUGCCGAUCGACAACUCUCAACACAAGAUGGAAAAGGAUUGAGCAUGAUGGAUGCAUGGGAGAAUCGACAAGCUAAUCCGAAAUAUCGAAUUCGAAUGGAGAAAAGAGCGACAAUGAACGAGUUAAAUGCACAAGCCGGUCAUUCAAUUCAAGGGAAAUUCACCCUUGACUCAAUGCUUUUCCCGCCAGCAGUGUUUUUAAUCAACAAAGAAGUCAACGAUCAACAAUCUAUCCCAGAAAUCGAUUGGAAUUGUGGAAUCGAGAUCGUCUCGUCGAGAUUUAUUGAUGAAAAAACGAUCCUCGUCAUCCUACGGCGAAACUCAUUCGAAAAAUUCGAUGAGAAAUUCGAGUUCUCUUGUGGAGAUUCGCAAUUGAAAGGCGUUUGGAAAUGGAUCUCAUCGAAAGGAGAAGUUUUUCACGCAUCGCUAACGGGCACUCAUCGAAGUGAGCAAACCACAGAAGAUUCGCUUCUUUCACGUCUUGGUCAACCUUUAGCAAUUGCUUCGUUUUUAGUCGAUUUA